AUGACAUCAGCACAAUCGUCUGAAAUGCAUGAAGGCGCACCAUUGGAUCGCCGCGUAUUUGAUUCAUGGAAAGAGUUUGAGACGUAUAUGGAAUUAUAUGCACAAGGUAGUUUCCAACUCUUCCGAAAACGCACAUCUACAUCAGUAAAGCUACGUAACCGACGCGUGACCGAGCGUCUCUCAUUACGCUCUGAGAACACGUCAUUAUCGGAGCACAAACGGGCAGAGAAUGCACGACUGAUCCCGGAGAGAUACAAUAACUAUUCACUGACACUCGUAUGUACUCAUAGUGGUGCUUUUGUGUCACGUGGCACUGGAAGACGCUCUCGUCAGGAUGUGCGUGCUACGCGCUGCAAUGUGCAAGUAAACGCGUGUCUAAAGCUAGCAGAUCCCGUGUCUAAUCGCUAUCAAGUGUACGUGACGCGAGCAUUAUUGACCCAUAAUCACCGAGUAGAUAAAGAAACGUUCCUACAGUACAGCAACACGAGACUUAAUCUCUCGGGUGAGCUGCUACACUGUGUUGAGCUCAUGCGGAAGACAGGUGUUAAACCAAAAGACGUGCGCACCUACAUUAUGGAACACUCGAGCUGUGCACCGACACUCAAGGACGUGCAAAAUAUGCUACAUCGACUGCGGAAUCAGGAGGAGGCAACAGUAGCUGCAGCUGCUGCUGGACCGGCGACAAUGACCGCUGGUCUGGAAUUCACGCACCUCACUGACGAGUCCAAUAAUACUGCCACAUCAUUGACGUCAGAGGAACAAAUACUACACGACUUCAGACUCACUCACUUGACGCCAGUGGAUGGCAAGUCACUCGAUCUAGUGGACCCCACGACGCAGUUCAAAGUGUCCCGAGCGGUGGGGAAUGUGGUCGCAACUGUGCUGGCCAGAAUGUCAGCUGCCGAGUUUACAGCCUCCUUUCGUGUAUUGGACGUGGCCCUAAGCAUUGUCCGAGAACGUCGAGAAGAAAGAUUAGUGGAAACUAGGACAGUCAUGAGCGAAACAGGUGACGGGGCAGCAACUACUGGCGUUGAUUCUGGUGGUAGUGGUGCAAGCGUUGAUGAUGCAUGGACACAAGGGAUUUAG
This is a messenger RNA of Peronospora belbahrii, 1086 nucleotides long. Lineage: Eukaryota; Oomycota; Peronosporomycetes; Peronosporales; Peronosporaceae. The record is from the annotation of a GenBank genome assembly.